Fusarium graminearum PH-1 is the source of this 345-nucleotide messenger RNA. RefSeq lists its product as uncharacterized. The record is from RefSeq and is a predicted model, not a curated record. The transcript is spliced from 5 exons. Bases 1 to 345 code for a protein of 114 amino acids. Lineage: Eukaryota; Fungi; Ascomycota; Sordariomycetes; Hypocreales; Nectriaceae.
AUGAUGACCAGUUUCGCAGAAGACAGGCCGAGUUGGGUUUCGCAGAAAUUGGCGGGGCGGGGUUUCGCAGAAAGAUAUCUGCGUGGGUGCGGGUCGGGAAUACCUGACUAUGGACCGCCGUGGCGUUUGCUAUACGGCGGUGAACCGGUGGGGAGUCGAGAAGAAAAUGCGGUGGGCGGGUUGAGCCGGCCUGAAGUUGGGGUUGGUAGUUACUACCAAGAUAUCUGGGACUGGCCACUUCGCCAAGAAGAAAAUGCGGCGCGGUGGUCGGGCCUGUUCCGUACCAGAGUUGGUUAUUAUCACCUUGAUAGUCUUGAGCUAGGCCCCCUCUACCGAGAAGAGUAA